CAGAGAAGAGGCAAGAUUCAAAUACCUAGCUUUAUUUGGGUAACUCCCUUGGAGCCUCUUUAAUGAAAGAUAAACCCUGGAGUUGCUGUUGCGUUAAAGAUGGGGUGGAAGAAAGGAUGUUAAAACAAACCAAGAUGCAAGCAAGAUGUUAUAGAUUUGUAGGCACAAGUGGGUUGGAGUAAGAGGAAAUGAUGAAUUUACUGUUACUUUGUCUCUUGACUUUGGCUUUUGCUGACCCUGUAACAAGCAAGCCUCACAGAACACAUACGGUUUCACUGAAGACACCAGUGACACAGAAUGGAAAGGAAUCUUGGGAUCUUGACAAGUUAAGUGAAGGAGAAAAGCUACCUGCUGUAAUAUCCUUAGAAGCAAGCAGUCAGGAAAAACAGGAUGAAGAAGAUACUGAGCAGAAUGCUUCACCUGUGCUACUCAGUGAAGAGGCACAGACAAGUCAAGAUGAUGACCUGGACAGACGAAGGGGAUCCCAGGAUUUGGCAGAUGGUUUAUCAGCAGAUGAACCAGAUGAUAAAGGCAAUGAUAGUGAAAGCAGCUUUCAGGAGAUUGGCAGCAGUACAGAGACUGAAAUACUUACAGAUAUGGGCUAUACUGAAGACAAGGAUGAUCAGGACAGCCGAGAGGUCAGGGAAGAUGAUGGAGAAUCAAACAUUGACAGUGAUGACUAUGAUUCCCAAGGAAAACACAGAGGUAGGAACCAGUUUGAACCAAGAGGUAUUCUGGAAGAGGGCAUGAGUGAAAGUCCAGAGGUCAACGAAGAAGAGGGUGAUGACGUUGAGAGCAGUCAAUCCAAAGACACAGGGAGUGAGCCCAAAAACAAAGACGACAGUAACAACAACCUGCAAGAGGCCACAGAUACAGAACCAGAAGGAACAGAGAGCAGUGCGGAGGAGCAGCAGGAAAGCAAUGCCAGUCGCAUGAAUGGCAUAUCAAAAAACGAAAAGAAAAGCCACAGUGGAAAAACAUCUAGUGAACAUGGAGCUCAAGAAAGACCGGAUGGGGGGCAUGGGGUUCUUCAGAUGAGGGAGAACACAGUCCCUAAAACCAAAAAGAGGAAAUCAGGAAAAUGGACAUCAGUGAUUGGGAUUAGUCCUGUUCAGAAAAGGGCUGCUGAGGAGGUUUACCUCCAGGAACAGCUUUCCAGAGAUGAGGACACGCAGGAAGCAGAUGUCAGUCCCUGUGAAAACUUCCGUUGCAAACGAGGCAAAAUCUGUCAAGUUAACAAAGAAAAUGAUCCCGAGUGUGUCUGUCAGGAUCCCUCCUCAUGUAUUUCCAGCAAAGGGGAAUUUGAGCAUGUGUGUGGAACUGACAACAAGACCUAUGACACAUCUUGUCAGCUUUUUGCUACAAAGUGCAAUCUUGACGGAACUAAAAAAGGCCAUAGACUUCACUUAGAUUACGCUGGACCUUGCAAAUACAUUGCACCUUGUCAGGCCAAUGAGCUGGCACAGUUCCCUCUGCGCAUGCGCGACUGGCUGAAAAAUGUUUUGCUACAGCUUUAUGAACAUGACAUGAAGUCUCCUGGCUUUCUUACCCCUAAGCAGCGCACAAGGGUUCAGAAGAUGCAUGAGAGUGAGAGACGGCUUCAGGCAGACGAUCACCCCAUUGAGACGCUGGUCAGAGACUUUGAAAAAAAUUACAACAUGUAUAUCUACCCAGUGCACUGGCAGUUUGCACAGAUGGACCAACACCCUGCUGACAGGUACCUCUCCCACUCUGAGCUGGCUCCGCUGCGUGUGCCCCUGGUGCCUAUGGAGCACUGCACCUCCCGCUUCUUUCAGGAGUGUGACGCUGACAAAGACAAGCAGGUGUCUUUCCGGGAGUGGUGCGCCUGCUUCGGCAUCAAGGAAGUGGACAUGGAUGACAAGCUCCUAUUCUAACACCAGUCGACGAUGUCCAAAAGCAGCUCAAACAAGUGGAUUUUGUAGCCCUGAAGAUACAAAAUUCUCACUUUCUGUACUGUAAGAGUCUGGAGAAAUGAGUUUGUAGAUGUAUGUGUGUUACGUGUGUUACGCAAAAUACAACAGAAUACAAAGAUGAUCUCCAGCCCUUUGCUGUCUCUCAAACACUGAACAGACAAAGAAGAACAAAUAAAUGGUAUAUGUUAGGGUAACUACAAAGUCUGAAAAUAUGCAAUUCCAUUUUUAUAAAAUCUACAGUAUGUUAACUGUAUUUGAGUAUAUACAGUUACUAAGUGAGUAUGAGUAUAUAACCAUUAUUAACCAAAUGUUGUGUGUAUUAGUCACAGGGAAUAAUACUUUGUGUUGUAAGAGCACAGGUAAAACUUGGUACAUCUUUGGAAGUACAGCAAUGAUCCUCCUAUUGUUCUUCACAGUCAGUAUUGUUUAUUUAACAAACAGUGGCUCUAAAAUGCUUUCUUUCAGUGUCAUGCUACUUUGUAUUAACACUUCUAAUAAACAGACUUUUUAAU
Molecule: messenger RNA, 2446 nt
Organism: Lepisosteus oculatus (spotted gar)
Lineage: Eukaryota; Metazoa; Chordata; Actinopteri; Semionotiformes; Lepisosteidae
Source: RefSeq, a predicted model, not a curated record